CGUUCUUCGCACACUACCUACCACCACGUUGCUUGGAAUCCGUCCGUCGCCACGAUAUUGCGCCGUGGAUUUCGUAAUUUCGUGUGUAGUACGGACCAGAGACGACUACCGAGUGCAUUACUCCUGCUACAGUCUGCUCGUGUGUACGUAAAUCCGCGUAGUAAGUUUUCGGUUUUCUCUCAUCUUAAGACCGAAUUUCUUCUCAACAGAGUUGCCGGCUGUUUUGUUUUUUUUCUUUCAAAUUGUAUAAUAUUAUUUUAUUCCAUCCAUAGAACGGAAGUUCCGCCGACCGUAGUAUAUCGCGACUCGCACUAUACGCAUUUCGUGCGUCUUACGCCUAUCGUGGUGGUGUUUCCCCCCCAAAAAAAUAACACAAUUAAUUUAAAGAAUUUAUAUCGUAAUAUAUUUUAAUUUGUAUUUGUCGCGGUUUCAAUAUUAUUAUGGCACGAGGCGACAACGUGGACAAGGUUUUACACUCGUAUCAAGGUGGAUAUCAUACGAUAUGUUCAAGGUGAGGACUGUAUCGUUGGGGAAAAUUUUAACGCUUUCGACAGCCGUCUUAUACCUCGGUUAUCUUUGGUACAAGCGCAAGAGAACUUUGUCACAUCGCCAGAGUGACAAGAAGAGACCCCGUUCUGAACCUUCAGAACUGACUAAAAUUGACGAUCAAGAAUUGUUGCAGGCAUUAGAAAUAGCCUCUCAUAUGUUAGAGGUAUCACAAACUGUGGAAGAAGAACUGAUUGAGAGUUCUGUUAUUCAUAAAGAGAUCAUGGAGCCGACUGUCAGUCAAAUAGAAGUGAAUGAAAAAGAAUCAUUUAUAGAUAACCAAGAAGUACAUGAAUUGGUUACUAAAGUUAUCACAAUAGCUAGUGAACAACAGGUAUGUUUAGAAUCUGAUUUCAUCACGAUAGAUUCUUUAACUGAAGAUAUGACUAAUUUGAAAUUAAGUUCAGAAAUAGUAAAAGAAAAUGAAAUAGUUAUAAAUACUGAUGAUUCUAUAAAUGUUCAUCAAAUAAUAGAAAAUAUUGAGAAAGAAAAAAUAGAAGAAUACUCUAAAGAUAAAACGGCUUGUUGGACAGUAAUGGUAGAAAAAGAAGAUCACUGUGAAUGUCCAAAAGCUGUUCUUGUUAAAAAAGUUAAAAAAGAUGAAGAACCUAUGAUAUUUGAAGGAAUAAAAUUUAAAGGAAAAAAGAAGAAAGGCAGAAAAAAAAAUCAAACAAAAGAUACUAUUAAACUUCCUUCUGAAUCAAACAGUAAAAAUAAAACUAACCUCAUUGUAAAAUCUGUAAAGAAAAACCAAAUUGUAGAAGAAGAUUGUGAUUCAGCGCAUAGUGUAGAUCAUAGUAUUGAUACCAAUGACGCACCAAAUACAAUUUAUUCAGAUAUUAGAAGUGUUGGUUCUCAAGACAGUGGCAAAGGUGGUAGUUCUUUUUCUGGAGAACUGCGCACAGUAUCUGAUUCUGAUGAGCAAACCAGUUAUGACUUUAUAGUUCCAAUUGAACUAGUUGGACCAAUUAUUGGUAAAAAAGGAGCAUUUGUUAAAUAUAUCAAAGAGAAAAGCAAUGUUAGGCUUUUUGUUGAAAACAAGACUGAAAGUCCAGAAGAUAAAUAUAAAAUGUGCACAUUAGUUGGAUCUGAAAUAAAUAUUAACAAAGCUCUCAAGUUAAUUAGAACAAAGUUUCCUGAAAGAGCUUACCCUGAGUUUACUUUAGAAUGUAUUUCUUCAAUGUUGGAUAGUUCACCUGUUAUUUCUCAACUUUUUAAGUCGGAAUUAAUUGAAGGUGUUAAUAACCAUGUUAUCGUCACUGACCUAGUAGCUACAGAUCAUUUCUUUGUACAUAAUGCAUCAAGUCCAGAUUAUGCAUUGCUUUCUUCUUUGAACUUUGCCAUGAACGAUACAUUUGGAAACAGCAAAGAAGAUAUUCCAGAAGUUGAUUUACGCACUGUUACCCAUGGUUCUGUAGUGGCCACCUAUAGCGAAAAUAAUUGGUACCGUGCACAAGUGAUCGAUGUAGACGAAAAGAAAUAUGAAUCUGCUAAUGUAUUCUUUUUGGAUUAUGGCGGUUGCAAAAAAAUUGAACAAUGUGAUAUGAGGCCAAUGCACGAUUCUUUAAUAUCAUUAAGCUUCCAAGCAAUUGAAUGUAGUUUAGCGAAUAUUGCUCCAAUUUAUGGAGAGUGGUGUGAGGAAUCCCUAAAAAUGUUUGAAACACUGACUACUAGCAAAAUGUUGUUCGCGCAAGUUGUUUACAAAUCUGAUAGUAUACAAUAUGUUAAUUUAUUAGCUUUUGAUGGCUUAGUGACCAUUUCUAUCAACGAUGAACUGAUUAAAUAUGGGUUUGCCGUCUAUGCUCCCCCAAGUGGUAUUUACCGAAACGAUACAAAACCCGAACUUAACGAUCCAACACACGCAACUGCAUAGGUUACUCUCUCAUUUGUUUUAAAAUUGCUUUUGUAUUUUCCUGACUGUUAUUGCGUUUAUUUUAUUACUAUUUUUUCCAUUCAUGACUUAAUGACUUAAUCAUUUUUAUUCAAUUUUAAAUCUUUCAUUGAAAACCUGCUUUCAGGUAUAUUAUUUUUUUUUUUUUUUAAGUAAUGCACUCAUUUUUCUACACAAAUUGGUAUUUUUUUUUUUUUAUGAAAAGAUGAAAACCAAACUUUUGAUUUAUUAUUUAUUAUGAAAUAAAUUUGCUUUGGAUUAUAUUAAUAGUUAAUUAACGAUUAAUUCUUUCUUUAAUACAAAUACCAAACUUUUAACACUAAUAUACUUAAAAAUUGUAAUACAUUUUUAUUAAAAUACCAUUUGUUAUAAUUUUGAGUACUUCAGUUUAUUUGUGUAUCAUAUAAAAAAAAAAAAUUAUGUAAUGUGUCACACGGAAAUAGUUUUAUAUAUAUAAGACAAUUUUUUUUUUUUUUUUUGACAAAAAAAUGUUUAUAUUGUUUGCAUUUGAGUAAAAAAAAUUUAGAUUUAAACCAAAUAAAUUAUGUUAAAUUAUAUUUUUUUUUUUUAUCUUCGUCGACUGUAUUACAAUAGAAAUAAGGUUUUUUUGAAAAUGGUUUUUCUUUUUCAACUGAGUACAUAAUAUGUUAAAUAUUUUAGAUAAAAUUAUGAAAUUAUUUUAAUUAACGUUAUCUUUUAACAGGAUAAAAUAAAUCACAUCUAUUAUAUUAGAAUUAUUAUCAAAUAAUUAGAAUAUAGGACCUUACAUAAUGUCUCAAUUUAAGAGUGAUAAUUUAUAAAAACGAUGAUGUAAAUUUUAACUAAAUGUACCUCCUAAAAGUUCAUAGAAUAACUAUGAAUGAAAUAUCAAAUUAUAUAUUUAUAAUAAAAUUAAUUAAUUAUUGAUACGGAUAAGUUAAGAUAAUUAUAAGGGAAGCAAUUUUUGUUAUUGAGUCUUCUUUUAUAAAAAUUAACGAUUCAGUUAUAUAUUUUGUUUUAUUUUCACAAUAUUGUUACCCUCUAUUGAUUUAAAAUGAAUCAAAUUAUUAAUUUGAUGUUUAAUGGCUAACAUAUAGGAAUAUUUAAUAAACCGCACACAGAUUUUGAAAUACUGGACGUUUGGAUAUCCCAUUACCGCUCAAAUUUAGUCGUUUUCACACAGCAAAAAAAUAUUCAACUCGAAAUUUGGACACUCAAAGAAAUUUCUGUUGACAAUUUUUUUGAAGAAGAAAAAUAAUCUUAGAGUGAUACAUUGUUACAUAAUAUAUAAUUGCAAAAUUCUUUGGAUAGCAGGCAUUAGUGCAAGUAUCUGGUUUUACUGUAGCCCAGUAAUUUCUGGUUCUCAGAUCCAACAGCCAGUUUAGGUGUAUAGAAAAUGAAAAUAUUAACAUUCAGUGAAAUUUUCAUGUAUCUACUAUCUACAUAAAAUGUAUGCAUCUUGUUUGUUUUUGAAUAUCCAAUCUGGGAAAGUGUAUCUAGUUGGUGCAUUGGGGAGGUCAUAAUUUAAAAUUUCCAUUAAUUUUCAAAAGCGCAGGGAAAAACUUGAAAUUUUACGGAAAAACGGUUUUCCACAAAAUCAAUUUUGGUUUUUAGUGUAACUCUAAAAUACAUGACUGUAUGAACAUGCAAUUUUUACUGGUUGUUAUAUGUUAGAAUUUCCUAUACAACAAUAACAUUGUCAAAAUAUUUUGAGCUGUUUACUAAAAUUUUCAAUUUCCUAUUUAUUUAGUUUUUUUUUCUUAUGAAUAUCAAUUAAGUUUUAUUUGUUGGGUAAAAAAGCUUGAAAAUUUAAAACAAGGCUCCUACUAUAUUGUUACAAUGCCAUUUGAAAAAUAUUAAAAAUAAUUUUUUUUUUAUAAGCAUUGAAAGUUCAAAACUACAAAAUACUGAAAAAUCGCGAAAAUUAGCAGAUUAUUCUGAGUUGAGAAUUCAUAAAAAUUUUUCUUUUUAAAUCUAAGAUUUGAAAAUAUAAUACAAGAUUCCUCAUAAGUUUGUCUACCGUUAUCAAAAAAAAAUGUCUUCAAGCCAAUUGAAUUACAUUUUUAUGAGCAUUUGAAGUUCAUAUUUUUACAAGAUUUUAAUUCAAAAACGAAUAAUUGUAGAUACUUUAAAUUUUCACUAGUUUAUAUUAGCAUUUUCUAAUUUCUAUACACCAUAACAUUUUAAAAAUCUUAUGACUUGUUUUGAGCUGUUCGGGGUAUUGUCAAUUGUCAAUUUUUUUGGUUUUUUUUUCUACAUUUAUCAAUAAAAUAUUUUUUGUCGGUCAAAAAAGUGUGAAAUAUAAAUACAAGGAUCCAAAAAAAAUAUCUGGGGGGAAACGUGCCCCUCUGGCUAUGCCACUGAUAUUUUUGUAUUGUUAUUCCUUUAUACCUUAUUGCUUAAUGCGUAUACAUAUUAUUUUAUAUAUAAAUGUGAAUAAAAAUUUUGUUGUCAUUUGAUAUAAACUCCUGGAUUUACUCCAGCACUACCUGAC
Molecule: messenger RNA, 4910 nt
Organism: Metopolophium dirhodum (rose-grain aphid)
Lineage: Eukaryota; Metazoa; Arthropoda; Insecta; Hemiptera; Aphididae
Product: KH domain-containing protein akap-1-like
Exons: 8
Coding region: 503-2419 (638 amino acids)
Molecular function (GO): RNA binding
Source: RefSeq, a predicted model, not a curated record